AUGAAGCAUUUAUCAUCGUCAACAUUCCUGGGGCCUUGGGUUCGUUUGGAGGGGAUCGCAACAUCGCAGCUUCCACCAGGUGCCAAGGGAAAUGAACCUUCGAAUCAAACUUCUGCGAGUCCAGAAUUCUUUCAUGACCCCGGGUCUGCUCCAGCUCCCGACAUCAAGUCAUUUAUCACCAGCGUCCUUUCCGAGUCGAUACCAUUCAUCGAUGGUGUCGCGCCGAAAUCUGGUGGCCCGACAACUUGGAAGGUUAACGGGUCGCCAAAGAAAUAUAGUUCAUCUACAGCGCCGGUUCAUUUGUAUGAGUGCACGGUGCUUGGGAAAGAGCUAGACAAACUAGAGGGGAUGAGCCAAUACAGCGCCGAUAGGAAAGAUGAGACGUGGUUCUGUAGACGGAGCGUUCAUAAAGACGCCGCGGAGGAGGGCACAGCAAAUUUCGACGAAUUCAAGCAUAAUUUUAAGGAACACCAUGCGGAAUCAGAAGUGGCCUUUACACCAACUGUCAUUGAUCGUCGGGAUGCUAUGAGAUGGGAUACAAGUGGCAUUGAGGUUGAGGUACGGGGUGGGCUGUGGAACAACAUCACUGUGGUGGUGGAGGAGAUGAAGCACAAGAUCGAUCCCAAACCCCUCAAAAAUCGCACAUUCCCUGUUAUCCAAAUCGCCGCUGCAUUGGAAGGAACUCGGGAAUUCAUUUUCGUCUCGAUACCUGUCCAUAAUUUUGACAAGUCACCGUACGCAGAAUUCGCGCUGGACAAGGCCUUGGUUGUGGCGGCAUAUGUAUCGAUAGAACGGAUACGGGUACUUCCCACCAAUGGCGAUAUCGAGUGGGUCAUGGCUACAGCAGCCAACGCAAAAGGAGUCCUCCCGCAGUGGAUGCAAAACCUAGCCGUACCCGGUGCAAUCGGCAAAGAUGUUGAGCUCUUCAUGUCGUGGAUCCCAAGUCAGAGACACACAAACCCCGUACCAGCCCCGAUAUCCAAAUCCGGCCCGCAAAAGACACUUCCUAGAGCGCCGGCAUCCUCUAAUGAUAAUAAUGAUACUAAUACGACACAUCCUCCCAUUUCAAAGGCUGGCACUAAGCCGUCGGCGAUGGGGAUCGACUCGUCAAAUAAGGAAUUGCCGGCCGCACCAGCGCAGUGA
Molecule: messenger RNA, 1143 nt
Organism: Venustampulla echinocandica
Lineage: Eukaryota; Fungi; Ascomycota; Leotiomycetes; Helotiales; Pleuroascaceae
Exons: 1
Coding region: 1-1143 (380 amino acids)
Source: RefSeq, a predicted model, not a curated record